AUGUUAGAUGAGCAAGCCAUUCUAUCAUGCAUUGAGCAUACUAUGGUUGCUGAUGCCAGAGUCAUUAGGGCUGCUGAAUUACAAUUAUAUGAAAUUGAAAAAGAGGCAGGAUUCACUGUCUUUUUACUAAAAAUUGUGUCUAAUCAAGAUAUUGCAUUAAAUGUAAGAAUGUCUGCAGCUAUUUAUUUUAAGAACAAAGUUCAAAGAUCAUGGAGGACUGAAAAUUCAAAUGAAAAGGUUCAUAUUGGUGAUAUUAGGGAGGAUGAAGGAAAUAUGAUAAAAGAAAACAUCAUUCCAAUCUUAAUUAACAAUUGUGAAAACAAUCAUAUCAGACCUCAUCUUGCAGAAGCUAUUAAAUAUAUUUUGACUAGAUCUACAUCAUGGGAUUUAUCUUCUACUGUUAUUGAAUUGUUAAAUACUGGUAAGUCUGAAUACAUAUAUGCAGGUUUAUUAUUAGUCUUUGAAAUGUGUUCUGCUCAUAGAUAUGAUAUGACUGGGAAGAGAGACCAGAUCGAUAAUUUUAUAAUAACUGUUUUUCCAACUAUUGAAACUCUUUUAUCUAAUUUGGUAUCAGAGACUGAUUACAAAUCAAGUGAAUUAUUAUAUUUGAUCUUAAAAUCGUUUAAGUAUGCUUGUUUAAAUAACUAUCCACAAUAUUUUAACGAUAUGGAAAAAUUGAAUUCUUGGAUCAAAUUACAUCUAUUUAUUUGUGCAAAACCAUUACCAAAGGAAGUUCUAGAGUUGGAUUAUGCUGAUAGAUCAUUAGAUAAGAGGGUUAAAGUCAAUAAAUGGGGAUUUGGUAAUCUAAAUAAAUUCAUUCACAGAUAUUCAAGAUCUACAAAACAGAUUAGUGAAGAGCUUGUUCAAUAUAUCUAUAAUAAUUUAUGUCCAGAAAUUAUCCAAGAAUAUUUCAAGAUUAUUCAAAGUUGGAAGGAGGGUUCUUUAUGGUUAAGUGAAUCGUCAUUAUACUAUUUGGUUCAAUUGUUUGAAAAAUGUUUGAUUUAUGAUGGAUUAUAUUCUCUAAUUGAACCUCAUUUACAAGUUUUCAUUGAAAAUGUUAUUUUUACUUGUUUAUGUGCAUCACCUCAAUCUGUGGAAUUAUUACAGGAUGAUGAAGAGGAAUACACAAGACGUUACUUUGAUAUGAACAAAGAAGGUAGUACUGCAGAUGUAGCUGCAGUCGAUUUCAUAUUUGUUGUUGGUCAUAAGCGUCCAGAAAAAUUAAAUAUAGUAUUGCCAUUUGUAAACAAUGUUUUAAAUGAAUUUGUUUCUUCACCAACUUUAGAGAAUGCUUAUAAACAAGAAGGUGCUAUGAGAAUGAUUUCUACUCUAUUUAGUUUUUUUGAUUCAAAUACAGAAGCUAUAGAGGGACUUUUUGCUCAUUUUAUUAGUAAGAUUAUAGGACAAGAUAAAUAUCCAUUUUUGGUGGCAAGAGGACUUGAAACCAUAGCUAAUUUUGAUUCAACAUUUACUAACAUGGAAACUUUAUCGAUGAUUUAUGAAAUGACAUAUAAUCAUCUUUUAAACAGUACAAUUUUACCAAUUCAGAUUGAAGCUGCAGAUGCAUUGAAGACUCUGGUUGUUUCCAACCCAGAUAUCCAUCCUCACAUUUCCUCUCAAGUUCCAGGCAUAAUGGAGAGAUUAUUAAAAUUAUCAAAAGAAUUUGAGAUUGAUACUAUUGCUGAGGUUAUGGAGGCUCUUGUUGAAAGGUUCUCUGAUGAAUUGACACCAUUUGCCAACGAUUUAGCAUCCAAUCUUGCUGAACAAUUUCUUAAAGUGGCGCGUUCUAUGGUUGAAAACAAUGGAGGUAGUAGUUCCAGCGGUAAUGCAUACUCAAUGGGUGAUCAAGAUCAAGAAAUUCAGGCAAGUUCGUUGUUACAGACUAUGACUACAAUGGUUAUGUCAAUGAAUAAAGUUUCUUUGACCACACAGUUUGUGCCAGUUUGUAAGUUUGUUAUUCAAAACGCACAAAUCAUUCUUUUGACAGAAAUUGUGGAUUUGAUGGAUGCGUUAGCAUUAUCUUCGAAGACCCUAUAUAAUCAAUUUACACCAGAGAUUUGGGAUUUAUUUCAUGAUGUUAUGGAUUCUUUUGAGACUUAUGCAUUAGAUUAUUUUGAAUCAUACGAAGUAUUUUUUGAAACUGUUGUAUUAUUUGGUUUUCCACAAGAUCAGACUUUCGUCAACCCAUUUUUACAAGUUUUGUCUGUAAAGUUACAAAGUGAGAUAGACUAUGAUGUGGAUAGUGUGUUAAUGAUAUUACAAAUGUAUGCAUUAUCUAUGAAGGAUAUCCCAUUAUUUGAUGAAUGUAUCAAAUUUGGUUUUGCACGUCAAGAAGAGUUGGGUGUGGAUCAAAAGGAGUUAGUGAAAUUAUUCCUGGCAUAUUUAUCAAUUAAGCCAGCAGAGACUUUAAGUAUAAUGGAAUCCAAUGGAAUUACAUUAGAUUUUUUUAAGAUAUGGUUUGACUGUUCUUUGACUAGUGUAUUUGGCAUUAAAUUACAAAUUAUGGCCAUUUUAAACUUUUUACAGAUGACUGAUUUACCUGGAUCUGUUAUUGGGUUUGUUAAUGCAUUUGCGAAUAAGUUAGUCAAAUUAGUGGAGCAAUUACCAAAGGCUAUCAGAAGACACCAAUUGAUAAGUGAAGGUAAUGGUGAUGAAACGGGUGGUGCUGAAGAAAGUAACAUUGAUGAUUUGAAUCCAGAAGAAGAAGAUGCAUUCUAUGAAGAUUUAGAAGAUGACUUCAAGGAGACACCAUUAGAUGGAAUUAAUUCAUUUAAUGAAGUUUAUCAAUUCUUCCAAUUAUUAAAGAAUAAUAAUGCAGUAAGAUAUGAAGAGAUUAUUAAUUCAUUAACUGAAGAAAACAAAUCAUCUUUAGAAGUGAUAUUAAAUUUCGUUUCAGAAAAGAAUCAACAGUAA
Arxiozyma heterogenica is the source of this 2913-nucleotide messenger RNA. It is a transcript of the gene SXM1, whose product is annotated as Sxm1p. The transcript has a single exon. The coding region runs from base 1 to 2913 and encodes 970 amino acids. Gene Ontology annotation, molecular function: small GTPase binding. Gene Ontology annotation, cellular component: cytosol; nuclear envelope. The record is from RefSeq and is a predicted model, not a curated record. Lineage: Eukaryota; Fungi; Ascomycota; Saccharomycetes; Saccharomycetales; Saccharomycetaceae. Gene Ontology annotation, biological process: protein import into nucleus.